AUGAACAUUAUGGCUGACACAAACUGUUUACAUAUAAACUUUGCUACUUUCUUCAAUGAAAGAUAUGAUGAAAAGUUCUUCAAAUGGUUUCAACCUGCACAAUAUUCAGAAGCCGUGAAUCAGGCGCGGUUAAUAUUGCAUCGAUUGGAGGAAGCAGAGAGCAUCAUCAGAGAUAGUAUUCUUCCCUGUAAUGAAGAAGUUGAUGACUCAUGUGGGCUUCUAGGGUUCUUAGCCUGUCUGCAGUGUCAUCGUUGGAGAUUCAACAUUCCUAAAUUCAUUACAAAAAACAUCUGUAUAUUCUCCCUUAUAUUACAAACAUUGAAUUUGAUAAUUCUCACAUUGAUAGACAUAUUUCCUGGACAGAACAAAAACCGAACAAUAAUAUUGAGUGCUGUUAUUAUGAUCUCUCUUCAGUUAAGUCAUCUUGUGUUGGUUAUAUUAACUUCAGCGGAACUUGCAAAGAAACUUUUAUCUCACUCUGGGAAUGGUUUUCUUCUGUGCCAAUCAUAUAUUUCUACCAUCCUCCUCUUUUCUGGAAUUUACACUGUGACUUUCCGUUUAAAUCCCAAGGGUUGGAAAUUUGUUGAUGAGAACAUCAAUGAUCCAGUGCAGGUGGUAGAACUGUGGAGCAAAUUCUUGUUCCUCUCUGUAUCAUCAGGAACCCUUUGUGGUUCAAGUAGCUUUCUUCCUAAGGUUUGGUACAAUAAUCUGCUCGUCUCCAUACAGAUGUUGCUGAGUUUCAUUUAUUUCGCCUCGAUUUUGGGCCACUCUGUCCGACCAACACUAAAAGUGAUGCCUACUCGACUACCCACAAUUAAUGGAGGGCAAUUGAGACGUGACUCCUGCAUCAGCCAAAGCAGCCAACCUGUUGUGCCUGAUUAUGGUUCCAUCAGUGGCAGGUAG
Messenger RNA from Acanthosepion pharaonis, 903 nucleotides. The record is from the annotation of a GenBank genome assembly. NCBI's taxonomy places the organism in Eukaryota, Metazoa, Mollusca, Cephalopoda, Sepiida, Sepiidae.